GUGCUUUCUGCUUAGGCGUGUUAGCGUCGCUGUUUCAGUGCUCGGUCUAUCGGCCAUCGUUGCGCUCUUCAAGUGCUAAUGUCGAUGUAUCCAUCUGAACCGAGCGUUUCUUCAACCAACGGGAAAAUGGAAGACUCUGGGUUGCUAGAGAGUCCAUCGUCUGCUCUCCUGGGAAAAGGACGUCCUCAGAAAGCGCCUGAGCUCAGCCUGGUCGAGCGUCGCAACUGGAUGAUCCACAUCCACUACGUGCGCAAGGAGUUCGACACGUGCCGCGCGCUCGUCAAGGAGCAGCUGCAGGAGACGGGCGACAUGUGCGAGUACGCCAGCUAUGUGCAGGGCCUGAUCCUGCGCUCCGAGGGCAAGAUCCAGCAGUCGUUCGAGAUGUUUCAGCAGUGUCGGGAGCUCAACCCGCAGAAUGUGGACAACCUACGCCAGAUGGCGCGCUCCCUGUUCCUCCUGGGCAAGUUCGACAUGGCGCUGGCCGCCUACAGCCAGGCGGAGAAGGAGUCUAGCAAGACGCCCGACUGGGAAAUCUUCUACAACAAAGGCGUCUGUUACAAGCACCUAAAGAAGUACGGCCCAGCGCGCGAGGCGCUGCAGCGCUCACUCCAGCUGCACGAGCACGAGCGCACCUACGAGCAACUCGGCCAGGUGGCGCUGCUGCAGGAGAACGUGCAUGAGGCCAUCAGCACCUACCAGCAGGCGAUCGAGCAGUUCCCAGAGUCGCCGGACCUGCUCACCACGCUGGGCCUGCUCUUCAUGCAGGCCGGCCAGCACCAGAAGGCGUUCGAGCAGCUGGGCACGGCGCUGGCCUACCAGCAAACCAACACCGGCGCCAUCCUCGCCGCCGGCAGCAUGAUGCAGGGUCAUGGCGAGUAUGACGUGGCGCUGAGCAAGUACCGGGUGGCGGCGCAGAUCGCUCCCGAGUCGCCGCCGCUCUGGAACAACAUCGGCAUGUGCUUCUUCGGCAAGAAGAAAUACGUGGCGGCGAUCAGCUGUCUGAAGCGGGCCAACUACCUGUCGCCGUUCGACUGGAAGAUCCUGUACAACCUGGGCCUAGUGCACCUGACCAUGCAGCAGUACGCCUCGGCCUUCCACUUCGUCUCGGCGGCCGUUAACCUGCGCCCGGACCGGGGCCAGAUCUACCUGCUGCUGGCCGUGUCGCUGUCGCACCUGGACGACCCGGAGAACGCGGCGCAGGCGUACGCGGCGGCGCUGUCGGCCGAGCCCACCGACCCGGCCGUGCCGCUCAACUUCGCCGUGUUCCUGCAUCGGAGUGGCCAGCCGGCGCCCAGCCAGCAGCAGUUGGCCGAGUUCGAGCGGCCUGGUGUGACGCUGACCGGCUGGUGUGACGCUGACCAGCUGGUGUGA
This is a messenger RNA of Pollicipes pollicipes, 1371 nucleotides long. RefSeq names its product Bardet-Biedl syndrome 4 protein. The record is from RefSeq and is a predicted model, not a curated record. Gene Ontology annotation, molecular function: protein binding. Gene Ontology annotation, biological process: protein localization to cilium; cilium assembly. Gene Ontology annotation, cellular component: ciliary basal body. The coding region runs from base 79 to 1371 and encodes 430 amino acids. The transcript has 11 exons. NCBI's taxonomy places the organism in Eukaryota, Metazoa, Arthropoda, Thecostraca, Pollicipedomorpha, Pollicipedidae.